This is a messenger RNA of Xiphophorus hellerii (green swordtail), 1020 nucleotides long. RefSeq names its product hydroxysteroid 11-beta-dehydrogenase 1-like protein. The record is from RefSeq and is a predicted model, not a curated record. Gene Ontology annotation, cellular component: intracellular membrane-bounded organelle. Lineage: Eukaryota; Metazoa; Chordata; Actinopteri; Cyprinodontiformes; Poeciliidae. Gene Ontology annotation, molecular function: oxidoreductase activity. The transcript is spliced from 6 exons. Bases 85 to 948 code for a protein of 287 amino acids.
UAACUGGUAUUGUGAAGUUUCGCCAUACUUAUAUAAACCCUAAAAAAGAAGUUGCUUGAAGCUUUUACAAACCAAGUGGGCUAAAUGGCAACAUUCGUAAAAAUUUUGAUUGGGAGUAUUUUGGUUGCAUAUUUAGCUAUGAAAUGGACUGCACCUAGUUUUGAUCCAGAAUCUCUCAAAGGUGCCAGGGUGUUGGUCACCGGGGCCAGUACAGGCAUUGGUGAACAAAUGGCGUAUCAUUAUGCCCGCUUUGGAGCCCAGAUUGUCAUCACAGCAAGGAGGGAGAAAGUUUUACAGCAGGUAGUUGAGAAGUGUCUGAGUCUGGGGGCUCAGAAAGCCCUGCACAUAGCAGCAGACAUGGCCAAUGAGUCUGACCCUGAAAGGGUGGUCGAUUUUGCUCUGGAAAAACUGGGAGGCUUGGACUACCUGGUUCUCAACCACAUUGGCUCGACUACCUUUGGCAUGUGGGAGGGAGAUGUGGAACAUACCAGGUGGUUAAUGAAGGUCAAUUUCUUUAGCUACAUUCAGAUGGCCUGGAGAGCUUUGCCCUCUCUUGAGCAAAGUAAAGGAUCUUUGGUGGUUGUUUCAUCAGUUUUAGGUAAAAUGACGAACCCCUUCACACUACCAUACAGCUCAACAAAAUUUGCCCUAAGUGGAUUCUUUGGGUCCCUUUAUCAUGAGCUGGCCAUGAAGAAAAGCAAUGUGUCAAUCUCAGUAUGCACCCUGGGGCUUAUUGAUACUGAUUCAGCCAUGGACAAAGUCAGGGGCAUUACAAAAGUACCAGCCUACCCCGCCACAGAAGCUGCAUUAAAUAUCAUCAUCGCUGGAGCAACAAGACAACUGGACCUUUACUAUCCAUGGUUCACACAAGUCAUAACUCUAAUCAAAGACUGGUCUCCUUCAUUAACAAACUACAUCAUCCAGAACUCCUAUAGCUACAUUCCAUGAACAAUGUUCGUUUGCAGCAUUAAUGCUGUUAUGGACCCAUAUAUGUGUUUCAUUUUGUGCUGCAAUAUCGGC